Symbiodinium sp. CCMP2456 is the source of this 993-nucleotide messenger RNA. The record is from the annotation of a GenBank genome assembly. Lineage: Eukaryota; Dinophyceae; Suessiales; Symbiodiniaceae.
AUGGGCAUUGACCGAACUGGAAUCUCGAUCAUUCUGGCCGCCGUGAGCUUGCAACAUCCCGGUCAACGAGGCGUGCUGAUAUGUGAACUGGGCAAUCAGCGAGUGACAAAGUCCACCCUAAGUGUCUUACUGGAACAUGGGUACGAGCCCGACGUGCAUGAUCUCUGGAGCGUCUUGCAGGGAAUGGUCGUAACCCCAUCGCCAGCGCUAGCAAGUGGGAAGAAGGUCUUCGAGGCAUUGGGCAUCAGGCAUGUGAGCUUGGACAUCAAUGGAAGAGAUGGCGCAGUGCUGUUGGAUCUCUCACGACCGUUGAACUCCUCCCUCCAUUAUCUGCUUGGGAAGUGCGACAUAGUCACGAAUUUCGGUACUACAGAGCACAUCGGUGAGAGCGAGUACAUCGAUGAGCCGGAAAAUUAUGAAAGGCUGGAUAUUUGGCAUGCGCAAUACAAUGCUUUUCGAAAUAUACACGGCCUUGCACGAAGUGAUGGUGGAAUGAUCAUCAAUAUGGUUCCAGCUGCUGGAUGUUGGCCGCGGCAUGGUGCCGUGGAGUAUGAACCUCGAUUUUUUCAUACUUUAGCAGCUGCGGCCGGAUAUGAGAUCAGGAACCUCUCACUUCACAGGCCCGACCAUGAUUGGUCUGCUGAAGAAGCACAUCUCUUCUGGAGGCUGCUCAGGGAAGCUCUGCGACGGCAGUCUUAUAGUCUGCCGGAUGACAUGAAUGCAGAGAAAGUUCCAGCGCUGCAGAACUACGCGAAGGAAGAGCAGGCCAAUGUAUUGUCCGUGUUCGUGCGCAGGGGCUUGCAUGCAUUCCCAGAUCAACAAGCAUUCCUUCAAUCACGUGGUCUCCAUCUGAAACGAAAAGCUCAGGAAGCUGCAGAUGCCGAGAAGCACGAGUUCUGCUUGGACUCGCCCAGGAUGCGUGCUCCACACUGUUUCUGGGAGAUGGCUGCGACUGGCGCUUGCAAAGUAUUGCAUAGCACACCUCUGCGAUGA